Messenger RNA from Rotaria sordida, 1269 nucleotides. The record is from the annotation of a GenBank genome assembly. Lineage: Eukaryota; Metazoa; Rotifera; Eurotatoria; Philodinida; Philodinidae.
AUGUCUAAUUUUGAUAGUUUAUCAUGUCAUUCAAUAUCAUUUGAAAUGCAACAAAAUUUUCUAUGUUCAUUUUGUCAUCAUUUACUUGUUGACCCAAAAGUUAUAACAUGUGGUCAUCGAUAUUGUUCAUUAUGCUUGAAAAAAAUCAUCAAAAAUGAUGAAUCAACAAUAUGUAUUGUAGAUAAUUGUAGUCAAAUUAUUAUGAAUGAUGGAAUUUAUAAAGAUUUUGGUAUUGAAAAUGAUUUAAAACGCUUAACAGAUAUUAUUUGUAAUAAUAAAUCAAAUGGUUGUUCUUGGCAAGGUAAUUAUAUGUCCUACAAAGAACAUUUACAAAUUUGUACAUUUCAACGAAUUCAAUAUCUUGAAGAUCACAUUUUAUCGUCAUCAGUUGAACAUUUACAAAUACUUGCUGAUAUUUGUUCGUCAUUUCAAAAUCAAUCAAUAACAACUAAUUUACAACCAUUAUCUAUACAUACAAUUCCGACAUCUAUAUCUGAAAAUUUAGAUGUUAAAUCAUUACAAAAUGAACUUAUUAAACAAACUCAAAUGAUUGAACAAUUACGUUUAGAACAAAAAUCUCUUCAAUCCAUGUUGAUAAAACGUGAACGUGAUUUAACACGUGUAUCUGUUGACUUACAAUUAUUUAAAGGUGAAUUAUGUCAAUUAAAAAAAGAAUUUGAAUUAUCGAAAACAUAUAUUCAUAAUGAUGGAACAUAUCUAUGGCGAAUUGAUAAUAUUCAACAAUUAUUUCGUAAUGCAAAAAAUGCAUCAAAACCAAUAUCUAUUAUAUCUCCUUCAUUUUAUACCUCAAAAUAUGGAUAUAAAUUAUCACUAAGAUUAUAUUUAAAUGGUGAUACAUCUGUUCGAGAUAAAUAUUUAUCAUUAUAUAUAACAAUCAUGCGUGGAGAAUAUGAUUCAUUAUUAAAUUGGCCAUUUAAAUAUCCGAUUACAUUGUGCUUGUAUGAUCGUAAUUCAAAACAAGAUCAUGUUGUUCAUACAAUAACACCUGAUUUAGAUAGUGAUUCUUUUCAACAGCCAAAAAUGGAUGCUAAUAAAAGUGGAGGUAUACCAGAAUUUUGUCCAUUAUGGAAAAUUUUUAAUCAAGAAUUUGGUUAUGUUCAACAAGAUACAAUGUAUAUUAAAGCUUUUGUUGAUUUUAAUAUUUAUCCAACGAAAAUUUGGCCAUAUUGGACAAAAUUACAAUCAUAUGGUUUACCUAAUAAUAUUGAACAUAUUAAAUUAGAAGAACUAUUAGAUAAUGGAAAAUAA